Messenger RNA from Macrosiphum euphorbiae (potato aphid), 279 nucleotides. NCBI's taxonomy places the organism in Eukaryota, Metazoa, Arthropoda, Insecta, Hemiptera, Aphididae. The record is from the annotation of a GenBank genome assembly.
AUGACUGCAACCAAAGGCAAGUAUAAUAAAAGUCAAAAAUACGUGAACAAAAAUGAUAAUACAAAACCAGGAAAAUGCAAUCACUGUCAAAAACCAGGACAUUGGAAAAGGGACUGCAGGAUAUUCAAAAAGGAACAAGAAGAAAAGAAAUCAACUUCCGGUUUGGCACUUAUUGGUGUACAAAGAAAAAAUGAAGAAAUCGACGACUCAGACAAAUGGUAUGUAGACUCAGGUGCGAGCGACCACAUGAAAAAUCGAAAAGAGUGGUUCGGCGAUUAG